Molecule: messenger RNA, 286 nt
Organism: Staurois parvus
Lineage: Eukaryota; Metazoa; Chordata; Amphibia; Anura; Ranidae
Source: the annotation of a GenBank genome assembly
GCACAGGUGGGUGCACUGCUGGGCACAGGUGGGUGCACUGCUGGGCACAGGUGGGCGGAGCUAGUGGGCGCACUGCUGGGCACAGGUGGGCAGAACUUGCGGGCGGCACUGCUGGGCACCGAUCAUCAGGGCACUGAUCAUCAGUGCCCUGAUAAUCGCGUGAGGAAAGUGCAGCCGAGAACCGGCACUUGCAUUUCCCUCUGAUCAGCGUGUCAUUGGACACCGCUGAUCACGUGGUAAAAGGCCGCUGUGAUUGGCCUUUUACCACAUCACGUGAUCAGCUGUG